CCUUAUCUCUCGCGACCUCCGCCGGACGCGCACGCACACCGCGCUCCACGACGCCUACUCCCACGCCGCGAUCGCGAUAUGCAGUCAUUUAGACUUAAAGAUUAUGUGUUUCAGUUUUUGUUUUCUUUACUGAGUAAACGCGUAGGACGCGGUCCGGAAAUGCGCCAGUGAACUUAAUUCAUAAUAAAAAAAAAUUAAGGAACAAUUUGUGUUAUAACAAAGAUUAAUAAUUUAUAAAAUCAAAAACAUUUAAUCUAGAUAAGACUAAACGACGAUGGUGUCUGAGGGGGCUUUGCCCGUAGUGUGGUGUAUACGCGAUAAUCAACUUGUGCCGCAUCAGGUAUCCGGUGUAAAAUUACAAGGAGCUGUUACCGGAGCGCAUAUAGCUGCAGUUACUGAUUUCUUGCGAAUGGUCGCCGGUACUCCGAUAGUUCUACCACAUACUUCUGUUACAGAAGACCUUGAAAAUGAUAUCAAUCAACAGAAAGAAAAUUCUACAAGAAGACGUAAAAUGUCUAUGCAAGUGGAAGUGCCAUGUGUAUUCCUCUCUGAAAGUGCGCUACAGAAGGCGAAAAGUCGUAAUAAUUCUCGUGAGGAAAAGGUAACAACAUUUGAAAAUUUGUCAGCGGUAGCUAAAAAACUUUUAGAAUUAGAAAAUGCACCAAUUCUAUCGAAUGGUUUAGAAUAUAUUGACUCGCAGGAGCCUUUGGAGGAUCUUUGUGUAGAAGUAAAUACUAUAAAACAAAAAUCUAUAGAUACUAAAACCACAAAUCACGACAUCAUUUCACAAAGAAUAACUAGAAUAAUAGAUCUGAAUGAUGGGUUAGAAACCAACAAUAUGGGUCACAUUGAGUGUGAACAAGAAUCACCCCAAAGAAUCACGAGAAUCAUUGAAUUUGAAAAUGAUAAAACUACAAAAUUCAUAGAAAAUGAAACACCGCAAAGAAUUACUAGAAUUAUAGAACUUAACGAAGAUAAUUCUUUUUCAACAAUCACAGAAAAUCAUGAAACUGAUUCAAGUCAAAAGUUAAGUCGAAUAGAUGAAUUAGAGAAAGAAAAUGUUUUUCCUAGCAUGACAAAAAUUAUCGAAAUGGAGAAUGUUAUCUCAAAUGAACGAAGAAUCUCUUUAACAAACGAACGUGAAACUGGUGGUGGCAAAAUUGAGCCUUCUUGCGAUGAAGUUAUUGUAAGGUCUAGGUAUAUUCAUAAAAGUGCCCCUAGGUUUAGUCUUGAUUCCUCUUGCUCCGAAAACUCUUACGUUAAUAUUGACUGCCUGAAGAGUUUGCAGGAUGUUAAAAAAGAGGACAUUGUGGAUGUAAGCGCGAACACUGAAACUUCACCCACUAGUAGAUGUAUUCGUUCUCGCUUUCCACGAAAAAAAACUUCUGUCUGUUCAAUUGGUUCAUCUGAUUGCGAUGAUGAAGUCGAUGUGAUAUUCAAAUCUAAACCUAAAUCUAGUCAGUGGGUAAGUUUGGAUUGGAUUCCGCCUCCGCCAAAAGAAGAUCCAGUGAUUGCACAAGUCUGUGAUAAAAAUGAUUUCAUUACGAAAUGGAUAGCUGAUCAAAAUUCGGUGAUCGUUGCCGACGAAAGAAGAAAAAGUCUUCCACCAAAAUCUAAUGAAAUUUAUUUACAAAACAUGAGGAGGUUUAGUGAUGGUCUACAAAUAUGUAAAGAAGAUGCAGCCAGUGAUUCGCCCGCUACAGUGAAAUGGAAGUGGCAAGAUCUCGUCAAACGCCACAUCCAGUUACUUAAAUCUGACAAAGGAUUCCGACGACAAAGAGGCAGCUGGAUGCGAACUGCAAGGCGCAUGUCUGGAACUAGCGAUAACAAUAAGAACUUGGACACACAGAAUUUGUAUGCCCACAUGAAAUUAAAUAAUAUGCUAUGGUACUUCCGCAAAAUAAAACGGAUCGAAGCGGAAAAGAAACUGUUACUACCCGAAAACGAGCAUGGCGCUUUCCUUAUCCGUGAUUCUGAGAGCCGCCACAAUGACUUCUCACUAUCAGUACGAGACGGUGACACAGUGAAACACUAUCGCAUCCGGCAACUGGACGAGGGAGGGUUUUUCAUAGCCCGACGCACAACCUUCCGCACACUUCAAGAACUCGUCGAGCACUACAGCAAGGACGCAGACGGACUAUGCGUCGCCCUCAAUAAACCUUGCGUUCAGAUCGAGAAACCGGUGACAGAAGGCCUGUCUCACAGAACACGUGAUCAAUGGGAAAUCGAUCGUGCAUCAUUGAAGUUUGUUCGGAAACUCGGCCACGGUCAGUUCGGAGAAGUAUGGGAAGGAUUGUGGAACAACACGACUCCGGUCGCGGUGAAAACUCUCAAAUCCGGCACAAUGGACCCAAAGGAUUUCCUCGCUGAAGCGCAAAUCAUGAAGAAGCUGAGGCACAACAAACUAAUCCAGCUAUACGCUGUGUGUACUCUUGAAGAGCCUAUCUACAUAAUCACCGAACUCAUGAAACACGGUUCUUUAUUGGAUUAUUUACAAGGUAAAGGUCGCGGUCUGAAACUGCAGCAGCUGAUCGACAUGGCAGCCCAGAUAGCGGCCGGCAUGGCGUAUCUGGAAUCGCAGAACUACAUCCACCGAGACCUCGCGGCCAGGAACGUCCUCGUGGGCGACGGUAACAUCGUCAAGAUCGCCGACUUCGGACUGGCCAGACUGAUCAAAGAAGACGAAUACGAAGCUCGCGUGGGUGCAAGGUUCCCUAUAAAAUGGACAGCACCCGAAGCGGCGAACUACAGCAAGUUUUCAAUCAAAUCUGACGUCUGGUCGUUUGGAAUCCUGCUUACUGAGCUCGUCACGUACGGCCGGACCCCUUACCCAGGCAUGACCAAUGCUGAAGUACUACACCAAGUGGAACACGGGUACCGCAUGCCGUGCCCGCAGAAUUGUCUGCCGGCCCUCUACGAAAUCAUGCUGGAGUGUUGGCACAAGGAUCCCCUCAAACGGCCCACCUUCGAGACCCUGCAGUGGAAGCUCGAAGACUUCUUCACCAUGGACAACUCGGAGUACAAGGAGGCGUCCACCUACUGAGCCAGGCCUUCCCUGCCGCCCCAUCGACACGCACACUCGCAUUAUGCACCGUUCGGCGUGCAGGGUGCGGCGCUGUACCACGUGCCGCCCGAGCUGCAGCGCUGUCCGCACGCGCACCGCGCCGCCUAGCUCGCCCGCACCGCGCCCGCACCGAGCCCGCACCGAACCCGCACCGCAAUGCUGUGUGUACAACAUUAACCCUUCAAUUCGCAUCGUCGACAAAUCAAAAAUCACGAAACCAUUUUCCAUCAUCCAGUACAUUUUUGUCGCGAAGCUAUCAAAUUAUCCGAUUCUCUAAUUUUAUGAAAUUCGGUAAACAAUGAAUACCUGAGAUAUAUAAAUAUAUAAGCCGACUUAUUUGUAUACAUUUACAAAAGUUUAUUGUGAGGCUUGUAUAUUUGAUUUUUUUGCUGAAGAUAUAACACUGCCCUUGUUUGUGUGCCGCCACUGCAAUUAGGUUCUUUUUUUUUUUUCUAAAUAAGUUGGAAUUUUAAUUAUACAACCAAGAUGGCCGGUAUGAUGCUAAAUUUCCACGAACGAAUUUAAGGGUGGAUGAACUUAAUAAAUAUACUUGUGCGUUCGAACCCAGCGAUCGCAGCGCAGGUCAAUUUGAAAAACCUUCGUCUCGACUAUACCUCUGACAUAAUAAUAUUAAAAAAUUAGCUUAAAUCGUUCACUUUAUGAUCACUAUACACAUGCUCAUUAUCAUUCAUAAAAUAGUCGAGUGUUCUAAAAAAAUCAACAAUUGUUUUCUGUUCUCGUCUUGAGGAUUACCGAGCAUGUUUUAAUGCAAACGAAGCACGUGUAUUUUGUUAUUUCUAAUAUUUGUCGGUUCCGAAUCGGUGGAGUGUAGGUUGCGCGGGCGUGUGUAGGGACGCUAUGAGCGUAGUGCGAUGUAUCGCGUGUUCAGAAGGAACUUUAGGCUCGGCAGGGAUUUGUACUAAUGUCGUGCGAGAUAAUGCACGACACGAACAUUUGUGUUUCGAGGAAACCGAUCGGGUAUUUCUCAGCUUCGUGUACCAUGUUUAUUGUAGACGUAACGGCAUUGGUGAUUGAAGCCAAAUAAAGAACUGAAUUUUGUAUACAUAUUAAACGUUCUGAUGUUUAGUAUUUAGAUAUUAUUUAACGCUGUGUAUAACCUUAUCGUGUGCUAUCGGAUGAAAGUCAACUUGUUUAGUAUUCGUGUCAGUUUUGCCCCUCGGCCUUAUGUUAUGAUAAUCGAAAUAUAUACUUAUGAUGCUCAACGACACCGGAUUAAUUUUCGUAAUUUCCAACAACAACAAAAAAAAAACUUUUAUUUAUUCGUGCCAAGACUUUAAUUUAAGUAAAAAUAUAAUGUUGCCACAUAUAAUAAUAAUAAUUUGAUAUGGUAGUGCAAUUUAUUAUGAACCAUCUAAUACUAAUUGGCCUAAAUAAGAAUUUUAAAGAUUUACUAUUUAUCCUUGAUUAAUAUUUGUUAUUUAAAAUCACAAGUAUAUUUUUUUCUUGUUAUUUAUUUUAUUGCAAAACAUUUUAAGACGCCAGAGAAUGUUGACGAAAUUAUACAAUAACUACUUAGUUUUGACAAUGAACACCGCUAGUUUUUAAUUACCGAGUGUAAAUGCAGGUUAUGCAGGAAAGGGGACAGGCUGUAAAUAUUUAUUUAGGAUGUAUUCACCGUAGGAUGACAAAGCUGUUAUAAGUUUUCAAAAAUCCUUCAUCAAAUUGUGGUCACCUGAGUGCGCCGCGCGAUUUAUGAACGAAGUGUUUAUAUGGACCGUAGUUGAGGGUGUAAACAAAUCAACGUUAUCCAUUGCUUUUUGAUGGGAUUAUUUUUAUCUAUAACGAUUUUCCAAUCGUUUUAAUCAUAGACAUGUCCAAAAUAACGCGUAAUUACUAUUAUGCGGUAAUUAAAAAUAGUGGUGCAUUCUUUUUGUUUUAUUAUAGUAUCUUGUUUUAAUUAAAUACUGACGCACUAUAAUUUUACAUGAAGAACUUCAAAAGAAUUUCAGUAAAUAAACGAAAUCAGUUUCUUACUUUACGAUUUUGUCUUAUUAUAAAACAGAUGUAGAAGCUAAGUAGUUCUUCUAAAAAUGGUUAACAGAACGUACGUACCUCAGAUCAAGAAACAAGAAGCAAUUCUUUGACUUUCUGUUGUCUGAAAAGAAAAAUAUUUUAGUAAUCAGUUGUAUGUCUUCAGUGUAAGCUUUAAUUUAAAACGUCUUAGUUUUUUGAUCUGAGGACAUUACAUAAUAUAUUGAAUUACAGUGACACCAGCAUUCCAAUCGAAAAACAAAUUUAUGAGAUUACACACAUAAAAUGUUUGCCGGGACACAGUAAAAAUGCAAAUUAUUCGCACAAAAAAAAAAAACUUGACCACUUUGGGAUUAGGGGUAGAUUGAAUUUUGCAUUUUAUGUCACAAAAAUAUUACAGUAUGAGAACGAGUAUUCAGCAGUCGAAAAUAUAAUUAUGUGGAAAUAUAAAAAAGGCGGAAAAUUGCAUUUUUUUUUCCAUAAUCUUAUUAUAAACAAUAAGCCCACCGCCCUUGCGUGGAUGCUAAUUACUCGUUGACACGCUGUUACUGUUGCACUGUGAAUAGAAGCACGAAUUUGGAUAUGAACGAUUUAUAAAUAAAUAUUUGAUGUGUGUUCAUCAUUCAACGUUAAUAGAAGUUGUCUGUGAAACGGUUUUUAGUAUUUUUUCCUAUAAGACAAUUGAUUCCAACACGAUUUUAAUUAUAUUUUCCUUGUAUUAUUUAUAAUUUAUUUUAUAUUUUACGUUAUUAAGUUUUAGCUGUAUAAAUCUGCUUUAGGCUUACGCUUCAAAUGGGAACAGCAGUUCGCCACAUCUGUCACUGUCAUGGCAAUAUUCUUUUAAGAUUAGGUAGCUAAUAUUUUAUCAAAAACCAUCAAACAUCACAAUGUUACGAAAAGAUCGAUAAGACGAUUAGAUGUUAAGUGAAAGAAUGAAAGUUAGUACGUUUAAAUUAGAUGUUAUCUAGUAAUGGUUACUACUUUACACCUUGAAUUGUUAGCGGAUUGCGGUAUUGUACCACUGUACAAUAAAUGCGUAGGUGGUAUCGGCGUUUGAUGUCAUAUUUCAGGUGUGACUGAUGUUUAUUGAUACUAUUUCGACACUUAACUAUGGUCUUAUUACCUCCGAGUAUCAAUUAAAUAUUUUAGUGUAUUCCAAGGCCGAUGUUACACCGCCUUGGUUCUUUGCUUUCGUUUCAUUCAAAUGAGCAAUUUGUGCGUGUAACAUCGACCUAGACGUAUGGUUAUUAUUAUUAUUAUUAUUGUCAUUCACUUAUUUGUAUAGUUUUUUUUUUAACACAACAAUAAAUAUAAAUGUGGAAAUA
Bombyx mori (domestic silkworm) is the source of this 6381-nucleotide messenger RNA. RefSeq names its product tyrosine-protein kinase Src42A-like (gene Src42A). The record is from RefSeq and is a predicted model, not a curated record. Bases 275 to 3043 code for a protein of 922 amino acids. The transcript has 8 exons. NCBI's taxonomy places the organism in Eukaryota, Metazoa, Arthropoda, Insecta, Lepidoptera, Bombycidae. Gene Ontology annotation, cellular component: extrinsic component of cytoplasmic side of plasma membrane. Gene Ontology annotation, molecular function: ATP binding; non-membrane spanning protein tyrosine kinase activity; signaling receptor binding. Gene Ontology annotation, biological process: cell differentiation; cell surface receptor protein tyrosine kinase signaling pathway; innate immune response.